Molecule: messenger RNA, 1683 nt
Organism: Oppiella nova
Lineage: Eukaryota; Metazoa; Arthropoda; Arachnida; Sarcoptiformes; Oppiidae
Source: the annotation of a GenBank genome assembly
UUAAGCUAUAGGAAGGGCUGUCUGGGGGCCGGACAGCAGCAUAUGGUCUGCGGACCCAAAAGUGUCAAAAUCAACGAAACCCAUGAAGUCUUCAUGCGAUCCAAUCAACAGUACAGCGCCUACUGUUGCCGCCAUGAGCUCUGCAACAACUGGUUCCCAACCAUCGACCAGACAAUAGGCAACCCUAUGACUACUACAGGCGGUGGCGGCACCGGUAAUGUGCCCACCGGUGGUCACAAUGGGUUCGGUAUGGACUCGGCGUUCAUUGUCUUCGGCGUAUUGCUGGCGUUCAUAAUCAUUGGUUUCGUGUCUUUCGUGAUCUUCCGGUUGCGUUCAAAACACAAGCAAAAAAUGUCUCAUUUGUUGCGCACGGGUUUGAGUGCUCCCAACGGUAUGGACCGCAACGGCAAUGACUGCACCUAUAAUGAAGACCUUCGGGUGACCGCCGCCGGCGACUCGACUCUUCGCGAAGUGUUCGAGCAUUCGGUGACAUCGGGUUCGGGCUCUGGUCUGCCGCUACUCAUACAGCGGACGUUAGCCAAACAGAUCCAUCUCGAGGAGUGCAUCGGGAAGGGCCGCUACGGCGAGGUCUGGCGCGGCAUCUGGCAGUCGGACAACAUCGCCGUCAAGAUAUUCUUCAGUCGCGACGAGUUGUCCUGGAAUCGCGAGACUGAGAUCUACUCGACGGUUAUGUUGAGACACGAGAAUGUCUUGGCUUUCCUCGGCUCCGACGUCACGUCGUAUAACUCGUGCACUCAGUUAUGGCUGAUCACGAGUUACCACGAGUUGGGUUCGCUGUACGACUACCUCAACGACACGCCCCUCGAGCCCAAGCAGAUGCUGUCAAUCCUGUUGUCCAUCAUAUCGGGUGUCCUUCACUUACACACAGAGAUUUUUGGCGGUUUAGGAAAGCCUGCGAUCGCUCACAGAGACAUAAAGUCGAAGAAUAUUCUCAUGAAAGACGCGGACAACUGCUGUAUCGCUGACUUCGGUCUGGCGGUCACUCACACCCAAACCACCGGCAAAGUGGACGUCGCGGAGAACCAUAGAGUCGGUACCAAACGAUAUAUGGCUCCCGAAGUGCUCGACAACACCAUGAAGAGUGACGUGUUUGAGUCGUACAAAAUGGCUGACAUAUACUCAUUAGCGCUAGUCUUCUGGGAAGUGGUUCGACGGACACGAAUCGAUGGAUAUUAUGAUGAAUACAGCGUUCCGUUCAGCAAAUGUGUGCCAACCGACCCGAGCUUUGAAGACAUGAGGAAAGUUGUCUGCGUUGACCAACAGAGACCUCACAUACCCGACCGAUGGCUCACAAACAAUCUUUUAUCAAAUCUGGAGAAAAUAAUGCGCGAGUCGUGGGCUCACAACCCGUCCGCCCGUUUGACUGCACUUCGCAUUAAGAAAUCUCUGUUGAAGUUAUCAGACGAAGACCCGUCACUAAAAUGAUACAGAGCUUAGCCACCCGUCUAUACGCUGGACAGACAUAAUUGUAGGCCAGAGCACAGACAUCCUGUAUAGUAACGAAUAGAGUCCAGUGUGGCAGCCGUGUUAGGUCUGUAGUAAAACUCACCGAUGAUUUUGUGGCCAUUUUUAACCAUUUUUAGCUAUUUAACCGAAUCGAUGCCAUAAUUAUUUUACUCAAUUUACAUGUCAUUAUCUCUUAAAAUCAUUACUUCAUACACA